Molecule: messenger RNA, 1116 nt
Organism: Pteronotus mesoamericanus
Lineage: Eukaryota; Metazoa; Chordata; Mammalia; Chiroptera; Mormoopidae
Gene: UBXN10
Product: UBX domain protein 10
Exons: 1
Coding region: 1-882 (293 amino acids)
Cellular component (GO): endoplasmic reticulum
Molecular function (GO): ubiquitin binding
Source: RefSeq, a predicted model, not a curated record
AUGGCCACCGAAGCCACCGUGAAUGUGGCCUCCACUGAAUGCAAACCUGCUGUCAGCGCAGCAGCCGACGGCUUCAUUUGGCAGCCAAGCUCACUGGACAUGCACGUCAUAAGGCCCAAGUCCGCCAAGGGGCGUACACGGCCGAGCCUGCACAAACCCCAGGGUGCGGGGGCGUGCUCCCGUCGCGCACCAUCUUCUCCACCUCCAGCCAUUCCCUGCGAGUCACCAAGCAGCCAGAAACUAGGAACCCGUGCACCCAGAUCCCCAAAUCAGGGAGCUCCCGAUGAGGUCCCCGAGCUGCUGCAGCAGGUACCCAUAGGGGCUUCCUCUUCCCUCAAUAAAUACCCGGUCCUUCCUUCCAUCAACAGAAAGACCCUGGAGGAGGAGGCUGUGGAAACAGUUGCUAAAAGGGCUGACUCCCUGCAACUGAGCAGCAUCCAGACUCUUCACCAAAAGGAGACCUGCACCACAAAGACAAGCAAAGAGGAUUCCAGAGCUCCAGUUCAUUCCCCGGAGAAGGAACUCUUCGCCCAAACCAGGAGACAGACCCUCUCUAGGGCUGGAGUCCUGGAGGAACCAUCAGAUCAAGAGCCAAGGCUGCUGCUUGCGGUGAGAUCGCCAUCAGGCCGGAGGUUUGUUCGCCACUUCCGGCCAACCGAUGACUUGCAGACCAUUGUGGCUGUGGCUGAACACAAAAACAAGGCCACCUACCAACACUGCAGCAUUGAAACGAUGGAGGUGCCUAGGAGACGAUUCUCCGACCUCACCAAAUCUCUGCAAGAGUGCAGGAUCCCCCACAAGUCCGUGCUGGGCAUCUCGCAGGAAGACGGGGAGGGGUGGAACUGCGUCCACAGCCGUCCAGCUGGGGUUCUGGAUCUCUGAGCAGGGAGUGCGCUCAGGUGCCAUGGCCUCCCAGGCAGAUGGUUCCAGGUGCCAUGUGAGCCUGGUGCAGCUCUGAUUCUUGGGACUCUCGCCUUCACCGCAUCUCCUUGGAAGCAGUGAAAUGUAUGCAUGCACCAAGUGCCCUGAGAAGAUUCUCUUCUGGUUGUUAAAUUCUCAACACCCCUGGAGUGAACUGGUCAGUUACCAGGGCUGUUCCUAGAACAGCUGCGACUA